Messenger RNA from Maniola jurtina (meadow brown), 1239 nucleotides. It is a transcript of the gene Ndufs8, whose product is annotated as NADH-ubiquinone oxidoreductase subunit 8. Gene Ontology annotation, cellular component: membrane. The transcript is spliced from 5 exons. Gene Ontology annotation, molecular function: NADH dehydrogenase activity; 4 iron, 4 sulfur cluster binding. Bases 122 to 781 code for a protein of 219 amino acids. Gene Ontology annotation, biological process: mitochondrial electron transport, NADH to ubiquinone; mitochondrial respiratory chain complex I assembly. The record is from RefSeq and is a predicted model, not a curated record. NCBI's taxonomy places the organism in Eukaryota, Metazoa, Arthropoda, Insecta, Lepidoptera, Nymphalidae.
AAUUUAUUGACGUACGCAGCACAAAGAAUUGACUUGAAUUUGACAGUUUUUUAAAAUAGAGACGAAUAUUGAUUUGCGAAUUGCAAUUUUUUUACAAAAAUUGCAUUAUAAAGCGAAUAAAAUGUCUUUAGCAAAAAUAUUUUCAGUGUCGGCUCGAGUUAGACCAUUUGGUUCAACUGGCAUGCUAGUCCGCUACUCUAGUGCUGGCCAAGAAGGCAAAGUAUCGAAAGUGUACCCGCCAACGUCACCUGGGUACAAAUAUGUAAAUGCGGAGGACCCAAACAUGAGUAUGAAGGAAAUGACAAAUAGGGCUGCGCAAACGCUGUUCUGGACUGAAUUGGCGAGAGGAUUUGCUGUGACUCUAGCCCAUAUUUUCAAGGAGCCAGCAACAAUCAACUACCCAUUUGAGAAGGGGCCUCUAUCACCCAGGUUUAGAGGAGAACACGCCUUGCGUCGCUACCCCUCCGGAGAGGAGAGGUGUAUUGCUUGCAAACUCUGUGAAGCUAUAUGCCCUGCUCAGGCAAUCACAAUCGAAGCCGAAGAGCGCAAAGAUGGCUCGCGGCGAACCACGCGCUACGAUAUUGACAUGACCAAAUGCAUCUACUGCGGAUUUUGCCAGGAAGCAUGUCCAGUAGACGCAAUCGUGGAAGGCCCCAACUUCGAGUUCUCGACAGAAACCCACGAAGAACUCCUCUACAAUAAAGAGAAGCUUCUCUCCAACGGCGACAAAUGGGAGAGCGAGAUCGCGUCCAACAUCCGCGCCGACCACUUGUACCGCUGAAUAUUACAGCAUUAGUGAUUGUAAAUAAAAAAUUAGGGCCAGUUUUGCAAUAAUUCUGUAUGUAAAGUGAAAUAAAGGUGCUAUAGUACUCCAUUUUAAAUGGAAAGAAUAAAAUAUGAAAGAUGACACAAUGACAAGAAUAUUGAAGACAAGUGCUGGUAAAGAAACGAUUCGUUACGUGGCGGUAAUCAUUCCCUCUCACUAUCACAUUACAUAGAUAUAGUGUGUAAGUAAGAGGGAAUCAUUAUUAUCGGACGAUACCUGCUGCCAUUUUCGAUUCGUUUCUUUACCGGCACUUAAAGAGCACUUUGAAAAAAGUGACUAGUCAGGGUCUAGACUAGUUAGUGUCAUUCCAAAAGCCGUUAAUAGUAGGGACCAGAGUGAUUGCAAAAUUGGCACUAAAUUAGGAUUAUUAAUUUAUGUGAUAAAUAAAUAAAAAUAAUAUCAUCUCAGUUCAA